GCCAACUCCUAAGACAGACGUGCCAGAUACAUCGCCAUGAAAAAGAAGUGUCACAAAUGUUCCAGCAGAUGGCUUAGACCACAGUAUUUCCCCACCAUGCUAUCAAUGGCUGUACUAAUGUUUCUGCCAGCAACUGACAGCUUGAAACAGAAUAUUCCUCGGCUCAAGCUUUCCUACAAAGACCUACUUCUGUCAAACAGCUGCAUACCAUUUUCGGACUCCACACCAGAGAGUUUUGGUUUUCAGACCCUGCUGCUAGAUGAAGAGAGGGGUCGGCUAUUUGUCGGAGCAAAAGAUUACAUCUAUAUGUUCAACCUGGUUGAUUUAAACAAAAAUAUUAGAAAGAUUCACUGGCCUGCACCUAAAGAAAGAGUGGAAUUUUGCAGGCUUGCUGGAAAAGAUUCAAAUGAGGAAUGUGCAAAUUUCAUUAAAGUCCUUCAUCACUACAACAAGACCCAUUUAUAUACAUGUGGAACCGGGGCUUUUCACCCUCUGUGUGGGUUUGUCGAACUUGGAAGUCAAAAAGAGGAAAUAGUAUUCAAGCUUGACACACAAAACCUGGAGACAGGAAGAUUGAAGUGCCCCUUUGAUCCUCACCCGCCUUUUGCUUCCAUAAUGACAGAUGAAUACCUCUUUGCUGGGACAGCUUCAGAUUUCCUUGGCAAGGAAACUACAUUUACACGUUCUCUUGGACCACCUUAUGACCAUCAUUUCAUCAGGACGGAUAUAUCUGAUCAUUACUGGCUUAAUGGAGCAAAAUUUUUUGGAGCAUAUUCUAUCCCAGACACAUACAAUCCAGAUGAUGACAAGAUUUACUUCUUCUUUCGAGAGACAUCUCCAGAAGGUGGUGCUUCUGAGAAAACAAUAUAUUCUCGAGUUGGAAGAGUCUGUAAGAAUGAUAUCGGAGGGCAGCGCAGCUUGAUAAAUAAAUGGACUACAUUUUUAAAAGCACGUCUGGUGUGUUCCAUCCCCGGACCAGAUGGAGGGGACACAUACUUUGAUGAACUGCAGGAUAUAUUUUUGCUGCCAACAAAAGAUGAAAGGAACCCAGUUGUGUACGGAAUUUUCACUACAACAAGCUCUAUAUUUAAAGCAUCUGCUGUAUGUGUAUAUAGCAUGGCAGAUAUAAGGGGAGUUUUCAAUGGACCCUAUGCCCAUAAAGAAAGUCCUGAUCACAAAUGGGUACAGUACGAUGGAAGGAUUCCUUAUCCCCGUCCUGGUACGUGUCCCAGCAAAACCUAUGAUGCAUCGAUUAAAUCUACCAAAGAUUUUCCAGAUGAUGUAAUUAGCUUUGUAAAGAACCAUCCUCUAAUGUACAAGUCUGUGUAUCCCCUUUACGGGAGACCUGUGUUUUCAAGACUCAACAUGGAUUACAAGCUGACUCAGAUUGCUGUGGACCAUGUGGUAGCAGAGGAUGGCCAGUAUGAUGUAAUGUUUAUUGGAACAGAUGUUGGUACAGUUCUCAAAGUCAUCAGUGUUUCAAAGGAUCUAUGGAACAUGGAAGAGGUUCUACUGGAAGAGCUUCAGAUAUUUAAGAAACCUUCACCGAUUACAAACAUAGAGCUUUCAAUCAAGCAGCAUCAACUUUACAUAACAUCUCAUGAUGGCCUGGUUCAGCUGUCACCACAUAGGUGUGAUACAUAUGGUAAGGCGUGUACAGACUGCUGCCUUGCAAGAGAUCCAUACUGUGCUUGGGAUGGAAGUUCCUGCUCUAGAUAUAUACCGACAUUAAAAAGACGUUCUAGAAGACAAGAUAUAAAAAAUGGAGAUCCCCUUACACAAUGCUGGGAUGUGGAUGAACGGGCUGCCAAUGAAGCUCCUGAAGAAAAAGUCAUAUUUGGCGUAGAGUUAAAUUCUACCUUUUUGGAAUGUGUUCCAAAGUCACAGCAAGCCUCUAUCAGAUGGUUUAUUCAGCACACAGGAGAGGACCGACAGGAAGAGAUAACAUCUGAUGAAAGGGUAAUUAAAACUGAAUACGGGCUUCUGAUUCGUAGUCUACAGAAGAAGGAUUCUGGAAUUUACUAUUGCAAGGCUCAAGAGCACACGUUCACUCACACCCUUGUAAAGCUUAAUGUAAAAGUCAUAGAAAAUGAGCAGAUGGAACAGACACAAAAGUUAGAGGAUGAGGAAGGCAGAGGGCGAGAUAUAAUGACCGAGUCAAGGCUGAGGUACAAAGACUAUUUGCAACUUUUAAGCAGUCCUACUUUCAGUAUGGAUGAGUAUUGUGAGCAAAUGUGGCACAAGGAAAAGAAGAGACAACGCAAUAAAGGUGGAGCAAAAUGGAAACAUGUGCAAGAGAUUAAAAAGAGCAGGAACCGGAGACACCAUGAACAAAGGGAGAAGCUUACUAAAAUGUUACCUGCAUAGACUGUGUGGACUUUUAUAUACAUAUUCCAUUAUGUACAUUUCUUGUAUUAAUAUUCCUCUUUGAACUGGGAAGAUCUAAUAUGUACAAGACAAUGUAGUACCAAGAAUAUCCUAAAAAAAGUGAAGUCAAUUCACAAUUUUUGUAUUACACCUUUCAGAAAAUAGAAUGGAUUUAGGGGGUAUAAGUAUCCUUUUUGUGUAGUGUUGUUUGUGUGUAGCUCCAUCUUUCGGGUUAAGUUAAUAAUAACUGGUCAUUCAGGCUUUUAUUUAUUAAACUGUGUUAUUUAGGUAUUGCCGUCUUUCUUUUUUUGUAAGUUAUAAAUUAAUAUUGGGAUGUUUUAAGUUACUGUUUACCUUUUUUAAAUGUUUUUUGUUUUACUAUGGAAAGUGGUAUUUUUUUAAGACUGCCUGAUACUGAGACUCAAUUUUCAAUGACAGUGUUGCAAAAUGUAUGCAAAAAUAAUCAACAAAAAUAACACACCAAUCAUGAUUCCUCUUUUUUUUUUACUGCUGCUCUAACAAUAACUGAUGGUUUAAUAUCCGUGUUUACACUUUUUUUCAAUCUACAUUAUUGAUCAUGACUAUGAUCGAUUUCUAUUGUACCUGUAGCAGAUUUGAGGUGGAAAAAUUUUAAAGUUCUCUGACAUCAGGAAAUUGCGCACAAGACAAUAAAUAUAAUUGUUGAACUUCCUAA
Molecule: messenger RNA, 3061 nt
Organism: Nanorana parkeri
Lineage: Eukaryota; Metazoa; Chordata; Amphibia; Anura; Dicroglossidae
Gene: SEMA3D
Product: semaphorin 3D
Exons: 18
Coding region: 37-2367 (776 amino acids)
Biological process (GO): semaphorin-plexin signaling pathway; axon guidance; negative regulation of axon extension involved in axon guidance
Molecular function (GO): chemorepellent activity; semaphorin receptor binding
Source: RefSeq, a predicted model, not a curated record